UAAUACAUACAUAGAGAGAGAGAACCCUUCCUCUCGAGUCUCGAUCAACCAAACCAACUAACAAAUGGAGAAGUACGAGAAGCUAGAGAAAGUGGGGGAAGGAACCUACGGAAAAGUCUACAAAGCCGUGGAGAAAUCCACGGGAAAACUCGUCGCACUCAAGAAAACGCGCCUGGAGAUCGACGAGGAAGGCAUCCCGCCCACCGCCCUCCGCGAGAUCUCCCUCCUCCAGAUGCUCUCCUCCUCCCUCUACAUCGUCCGCCUCCUCUCCGUCGAGCACGUCCUCAAACCCCCCUCCAAAUCCAACCUCUACCUCGUCUUCGAGUACCUCGACACCGACCUCAAGAAGUUCGUCGACUCCUUCCGCAAAUCCCCCAACCCUAAACCCCUCGGCGACGAUCUGAUCCAGAAGCUCAUGUUCCAGCUCUGCAAGGGCGUCGCGCACUGCCACAGCCACGGCGUGUUGCAUCGAGAUCUGAAGCCGCAGAAUCUGCUGCUGGUGAAGGAUAAGGAGUUGCUUAAGAUCGCUGAUUUGGGGCUCGGGAGGACCUUCACUGUGCCGCUUAAGUCGUAUACUCAUGAGAUUGUGACGCUUUGGUAUAGGGCUCCUGAGGUUCUUCUUGGAUCCUCUCAUUAUUCUACUGCUGUUGAUAUGUGGUCUGUUGGUUGCAUCUUUGCUGAGAUGGUUAGGAGGCAAGCUCUCUUCCCUGGUGAUUCUGAGUAUCAGCAAUUGCUUCAUAUCUUCAAAUUGCUAGGAACACCAAGUGAGCAGCAGUGGCCUGGUGUUUCAUCUCUGCGUGACUGGCAUGUCUACCCAAAGUGGGCGCCGCAAGACUUAGCACGUGCUGUUCCAUCUCUUUCCCCUCAAGGAGUUGAUCUUCUCACGAAAAUGCUCAAGUACAAUCCUGCUGAAAGAAUUUCAGCAAAGACAGCACUUGAUCACCCUUACUUUGACACCCUUGACAAAUCCCAGUUCUGAAGUUUCCCUUCAAUUCAAGAAUAUGACUUUUAUCUUUGAGUUGAAGAGUUAAUUGACCAAAACUUGUUAUCAUCAUCUUGGUGAAUCUGAACAUUUGAUUUCUGUUGCUUUCCGACACCAUCAGUGUCAUGUUUGAAUUAGAGACUUGUUUUCUCAGUUGAAUGUAAACACACAAUGGUAAGCUUCCCAAAAGGUCGCUUCUUUAUAUUGUCUAGGUUGCUUCUUUA
Raphanus sativus (radish) is the source of this 1206-nucleotide messenger RNA. Its product is annotated as cyclin-dependent kinase B1-1. Gene Ontology annotation, cellular component: cyclin-dependent protein kinase holoenzyme complex; cytoplasm; nucleus. Gene Ontology annotation, biological process: G1/S transition of mitotic cell cycle; regulation of G2/M transition of mitotic cell cycle; regulation of gene expression. The record is from RefSeq and is a predicted model, not a curated record. Bases 65 to 979 code for a protein of 304 amino acids. The transcript is spliced from 4 exons. Gene Ontology annotation, molecular function: cyclin binding; ATP binding; cyclin-dependent protein serine/threonine kinase activity. NCBI's taxonomy places the organism in Eukaryota, Viridiplantae, Streptophyta, Magnoliopsida, Brassicales, Brassicaceae.